Messenger RNA from Episyrphus balteatus (marmalade hoverfly), 2400 nucleotides. RefSeq names its product carcinine transporter-like. NCBI's taxonomy places the organism in Eukaryota, Metazoa, Arthropoda, Insecta, Diptera, Syrphidae. Bases 35 to 2065 code for a protein of 676 amino acids. Gene Ontology annotation, molecular function: transmembrane transporter activity. The transcript has 4 exons. The record is from RefSeq and is a predicted model, not a curated record. Gene Ontology annotation, biological process: transmembrane transport. Gene Ontology annotation, cellular component: membrane.
UGCUAAGAAAUAAAACAUUUAUUUUAAUUGAAAUAUGACACCUAAACCACAACAGGAAUUGAAUAGUGGUCUAACGCCUCCAAGCGUCAAGGCCAAUUGUUCAGCCUCAAUAGUUAGAAAUAAUAACAAUAAUAAUGAUAAUAAUACAACAGCCAAUAAUCGCAAUUCGGCCUUUGUUAACGGUGGAUUUGAAAGUGAAAAGGGAAAAAGUGCCAAUGAUGAUGAUUGUCUUACAUUACAAGUAACUGGUGUUAUACCAACUAUUGUUACUCCGGAUAAUGAUCAAGAACAACCAUUGAUAGAUUUUGAUGAUUUACUACCAAUGGUUGGUGAAUUUGGUUUAUAUCAGAAGUUUCUAUUUGUUUGUAUGAUACCGUUUGCGUUUUUUGUUGCAUUUGUAUAUUUUGCACAAAUUUUCAUUACUUUGGUGCCGGAAGAGCAUUGGUGUAGUGUCCCGGAAUUGGAGCAUUUAGAUGUGACUGAGAGAUUGGCACUAUCAAUACCACUUGAAGCUGAUGGGUAUAGCAAAUGUUCAAUGUAUGGAGUGAACUUUACCGAAAUGCUUGCCAAAGGGAUCAAGGUUGCUGACCCAUCAUGGCCAAUUGUGCCAUGUCAACGUGGCUGGACAUAUAAUUUCACCGAAAUACCCUACGAAACAGUUGCCACCGAACAGAACUGGGUGUGUGAUCAAGCAGCACUGCCAACAUAUGCCCAAUCGAUAUUCUUUGUUGGUGCAAUUGUAGGUGGAUUGCUAUUCGGAUGGAUCGCUGAUAGAUUUGGACGUAUUCCAGCAUUAAUAUGGUCUAAUAUGAUUGGAUUUGCUGCGGGUGUUGCAACAGCAUUUGCUGGUAACUUCUGGCAGUUUGCUCUUUUAAGGUUCUUGGUUGGAUUUGCAUUUGAUAAUUGUUUUACCAUGAUGUACAUAUUAGUUCUUGAAUACGUUGGACCAAAAUGGAGAACCUUUGUUGCCAAUAUGUCCAUCGCUAUAUUCUUCACAGGUGCAGCUUGCGCACUUCCAUGGAUUGCUUAUUUCUUAGCUGACUGGAGGCUCUUAGCCAUUGUUACAUCUUCACCACUUGUUUUGGCCGUUUUGACACCUUAUUUAGUACCCGAAUCAGCUAGAUGGCUUGUAUCUCAAGGCCGAUUCGAAGAAUCUAUAACCAUUCUCAAGAAGCUUGAAAGUGUAAAUGGCAAGAAUGUACCACCUCAAGUAUAUGAUGAUUUCCGUUAUAGUUGUCAAAAGAUCCAACAAGAGGAAGCCUCUCACAGUUCAUACUCAGUUUUGGAUCUCUUCAAAACUCCCAGACUACGCCGCAUCACACUUUUAUUGAUUGUCAUUUGGAUGUCAAUUUCUCUGGUCUUUGAUGGACAUGUUCGAAAUGUUGGCUCACUUGGACUUAAUAUUUUCUUCACAUUCACCGUUGCAACAUUCACCGAAUUCCCUGCUGAUACUAUGUUGACAUUAACUUUGGACAGAUGGGGCAGAAGAUGGUUAGCUUGUGGAACUAUGAUACUAAGUGGUAUUUUCAGUCUUUUGGCAACCACUGUACCAAUUGGACCUUAUUCUGCAGCACUUGCCAUAGCUGGUCGAUUCUUUGUUAACAUCUCAUACAAUAUUGGGCUACAAUAUGCAGCUGAGUUAUUGCCAACAGUAGUUCGAGCUCAAGGUGUUGCUUUUAUUCACAUUAUGGGUUAUGUUGCAAGUAUAAUUGCUCCUUUUGUUGUCUAUUUGGCUAAUAUCAGUCCAGUAUUACCGCUGCUUAUUCUUGGUGCUUUGGGAAUUUUCGGUGGUUCAUUAUGUCUAUUUCUGCCUGAAACCCUUGGACAUGAACUACCACAAACUAUGGCUGAUGGUGAAGAAUUUGGCCGAGGACAAAGAAUUUGGGAUGUGCCAUGUCUGGCCAAGAAAAUCGAUGACGAAAUCACUGACAUUGAAAAAAGCAAAGUGCAACACUUUGUCAGAUCUACACAAACUGGGGCAUCUUUGCGGGCAUCGACUCGAGGUGAAGCCCAAUCAAGUAUUCUUCGACGAUCAGUUAAUUCUAGACUUUCUUCAAGGCUAUAAAAAAAAAAGAAUUACAAAAACCAAAAAAAGAACACCAUAAGCAAUUACUAAUUUUUGUCCAUUUUAUUUUUGGACUUGUUUGCGCUAGCCAACUUUUUGAAAGUAGGUUAAUUCAUUUAGCCAUCAACUAGUCUCAGAACUUUUGUACAGAAUGUAAAUAAGUAAAAAAAUUCAAUUUAAGCUCUAUAAUAUGUAUGUAAUGUCCUCGAAUCGCUGCAAUGAUAUGGAAAAACAGCUCUUCACGUUAAGCACCAAUUUUAUUGCGUAGAUAAAUAAAGAUUCAAAUCUUAAUAAGAAAAAAAAAAUUAUUAAAAUAUAUGUAUGACAGUUAAAUU